This is a messenger RNA of Rattus norvegicus (Norway rat), 1344 nucleotides long. RefSeq names its product C-C motif chemokine ligand 28 (gene Ccl28). The coding region runs from base 44 to 451 and encodes 135 amino acids. The record is from RefSeq and is marked provisional. Lineage: Eukaryota; Metazoa; Chordata; Mammalia; Rodentia; Muridae. The transcript has 3 exons. Gene Ontology annotation, cellular component: extracellular region. Gene Ontology annotation, biological process: positive regulation of cell-matrix adhesion; cell chemotaxis; immune response. Gene Ontology annotation, molecular function: chemokine activity.
ACAGCCUCACCGGUCAUUGCCAGAUUCAGCUGGUCAGGCGGGAAUGCAGCAAGCAGGACUUACCCUCGUGGCUGUGGCUGUGUGUGUGGCCUUUCGAACCUCGGAAGCCAUACUUCCCAUAGCUUCCAGCUGUUGCACUGAAGUUUCUCAUCAUAUUCCCAGAAGACUUCUGGAAAGAGUGAAUUCGUGCAGCAUCCAGAGAGCUGAUGGGGACUGUGACCUGGCUGCUGUCAUCCUUCAUGUUAAACGUAGAAGAAUCUGCGUCAGCCCGCACAAUCCAACUUUGAAGCGGUGGAUGAGCGCCUCAGAGAUGAAGAAUGGCAAAGAAAAUCUCUGCCCCAGAAAGAAACAAGACAGUGGGAAGGACAGAAAAGGGCACACCCCGAGAAAGCACGGAAAACACGGAACACGCAGAAUACAUGGGACACACGGCCACGAAGCCCCUCGUUAGAACAGACGCAUGGACCUACAGUGAACUCAAGUGAACUGGCCCAGACUUGGUUAUAAAUUUCUCAGCUGAAUCUUCCUAUUGACACCUAAAGGUGUUUUGCUUUGUUUUGUUAAUGAGUAACCACAGCUAAGUCUGUAAGCACUGGGUAUGCUCAAUCCCAGCACCAAAAGCAAAACAAACAAAACUGAAGCUAUCCUCAGAUUUUGUCUAGAAGGAUAGCAUUCUUCUGUUCAACUCUGGCACACCUUUGAAAGGCAAUCCUUGUAUACCCAGCAUCAUCCAAGUGCAGGAUAAAUGCCAAAGAAAACAACACUGAAUUUAAAAUUGUAGUAAAAUACAAUAAUGUGAAAUCAAAGCACAGUCACAAAUUUUAAAUUUAUUUUGUAUGCUAUAUUUUAAAAUCUGGUUGCUAUGGUUUGAGUAAGUGUCCUCAAAGGCCUGUGUGUAUUUUUUUAAGAUUUGUUUAUUUUACGCAUAUGAGUACACUCUUGCUGUCUUCAGACACAUCAGAAGAGGGCAUCAGAUCCCAUUACAGAUGGCUGUGAGCCACCAAGCAGUUGCUGGGACUUGAACUCAUGACCUCUGGAAGAGCAGUCAGUGCUCUUAAGCACUGAGCCAUCUCUCCAGCCCACAAUGUCUGUGUAUUGAAGGCUUGCUUGUUCUUCAUCCUGUGGUGCUCCUGGGAAGCAGUGGGAAAUUUGAAAUGUGGAGUCUAGUGGAACAAACUUGGGUCCCCGGGGGUGUGUCCUGUCUUUGUUUCAUACCACCAAGAAGGAAGCAGCUUCUUUAGUAUUGUAUUUCCACCACAAAAUAUUCUGUCUGCCACAGGCCCAGUGGAUCAUGGACUGAAACCUCUAAAACUGAGAGCCAAAAUAAACCUUUCUGCUUUUUAA